Penicillium soppii is the source of this 180-nucleotide messenger RNA. RefSeq lists its product as uncharacterized. The transcript is spliced from 2 exons. NCBI's taxonomy places the organism in Eukaryota, Fungi, Ascomycota, Eurotiomycetes, Eurotiales, Aspergillaceae. The record is from RefSeq and is a predicted model, not a curated record. The coding region runs from base 1 to 180 and encodes 59 amino acids.
AUGGAUAUCCACAAAAUCUCCAAAGCCCAAGCAUAUAUGAAGAGGCUACGAUCACGCGACAAGGUACUUACUCAAUUCGCGCGCCGACAGAUGGAUCACAAGGGGGAUUUUGAAGAUAAUGACCUUCACUCAUCGUUCCUCCCGCCUACGCUCCCUAUGUCACUUUACUGGACAUCCUGA